AUGUCCGGUCAAGAAGAAUUCGACAGUGUCGAAGUAGCGCUGAAGAGUUGUCUCAAAGGCAGGGACUAUGAGGAAGUUCGUCGUAUUCUCUACGGAAGGGAACAUCCGGAGCUGCAAAUUCCUCCAGAGGCAAAAUCAAGAGCAAACGAGGGAAACUUCGAACUGCAAGCGUAUGAAAUAACAGCUCAGCCUGAGCAGCUUCGACCUCCUAGAAUAGUACGUGUAUUUUAA
Cooperia oncophora is the source of this 231-nucleotide messenger RNA. NCBI's taxonomy places the organism in Eukaryota, Metazoa, Nematoda, Chromadorea, Rhabditida, Trichostrongylidae. The record is from the annotation of a GenBank genome assembly.